Messenger RNA from Archocentrus centrarchus (flier cichlid), 3485 nucleotides. RefSeq names its product FCH and mu domain containing endocytic adaptor 2 (gene fcho2). NCBI's taxonomy places the organism in Eukaryota, Metazoa, Chordata, Actinopteri, Cichliformes, Cichlidae. The record is from RefSeq and is a predicted model, not a curated record. Gene Ontology annotation, biological process: clathrin-dependent endocytosis; clathrin coat assembly; synaptic vesicle endocytosis. Gene Ontology annotation, cellular component: clathrin-coated vesicle; plasma membrane; clathrin-coated pit. Bases 103 to 3303 code for a protein of 1066 amino acids. The transcript is spliced from 30 exons.
GGCAGAUACAAGAGAAACGGGGGGGAGGACGGUGGAUGAUAUACGCUUUAAAAGUUGCAUUACAACAAAUUUAAAAGUUGUGGCAAAGAGGAAUAAAACAAGAUGAUAACGCCGUACUUCCUAGAGAAUUUCUGGGGGGAAAAAAAUAAUGGCUUUGAUGUGCUCUACCAUAACAUGAAGCAUGGCCAAAUUUCCACUAAGGAGCUGACAGACUUCAUCAGAGAAAGGAGCACCAUUGAAGAGGCCUAUGCCAGGUCAAUGACCAAACUUGCCAAGACAGCUGGCAACUUUUCUCAGCUUGGGACGUUUGCUCCAAUGUGGGAUGUGUUUAAGAGUUCAACAGAGAAGCUGGCCAGUUGUCACAUGGAACUAGUGAGGAAGCUACAGGAACUUAUAAAAGAGGUGCAGAAGUAUGUGGAAGAGCAGUCUAAAGCACACAAAAAGACAAAAGAAGAGGUGGCAUCUACCCUCGAGGCCGUCCAGAACAUCCAGAGCAUCUCUCAGGCUCUACAGAAGUCCAAGGAGAACUACAAUGCCAAAAUUGUGGAGCAGGAACGCCUCCGCAAAGAGGGGGCCACCCAGAGAGAUGUAGACAAGGCUGGAGUGAAAGCCAAAAAAGCCACAGAGACCUACAAAUCAUACGUGGAGAAAUAUGCCACAGCGAAGGCUGAGUUCGAACAGAAGAUGGCAGAAACUGCGCAGAAAUUCCAAGACAUUGAAGAAAACCACAUUCUCCACAUGAAGGAGAUCAUUCAGUCAUACUCAUUGUCUGUGGAUGAAACACACAUUCAGAUAGGAGAGGUGCACCAUGAAUUUGUGAGGAACAUUGAGAACACAUCAGUGGAGAGCUUAAUUCAGAAACUGGCCGAAAGCAAAGGAACAGGCAAGGAGAGACCAGGACCCAUUGAGUUUGAGGAGUGUAAUGUAGCUACUGCUGCUGAAGGUGCCAAACCCAGAAGAAGAAAACCGUUUGGGAUUCCAGGUCGGAGGAAAGACAAGGACACAGAUUCUACGGAGUCGACAGAAGUUGAAGCUGCUAACACUACCAACGGCGCUCCUCCUGGAUACUUUGCAGACAUCCAGAAUGCUAAUGUGCCUCAAGUUGAUGAAGAGGGCUUCUGUAUCAGACCAGAAGUAAAUGAAAACGAUGCCAAAGAGAAUUCCUUCUACUCGUCCAGCGACUCGGAGGACGAAGAUGAACCCAGGAAGUUCCACGUGCAGAUCAAGCCCGUUCAACCAAACAACGGCGUUCACCAGAACAAAGCCAACAUCGAUGAGCUUAAGGCCUCCAUCGGAAACAUCAUCCUGUCACCUUCGACCUCGGGACAGAUGCGGAGGAACCAGUCCAGUGAUGAACUAGGAAAACCCAGAGUGCCAACAUCGUAUGAGCUGACUAACAACGACCUUCUGUCUCUGGACCCGUUAAGUCCGGCUCAGGCAGUGGGAUCUUCCGCCACUGUGUCAUCAACAGACCUCGCCUCUAUCUUCUUUUCAAUCCCUCCAUCUCCACCUUUUCUGGUGAAUGACUCAGACUCAGAUGUCUUUCUGCCAGAGGUAUCAGCUGAGAGAGCGCCACAGCGGGAGCAAUCUCCUCCCUUGGCAGAGAGCCAACAAUCCAAAGAUGUUUCCUCUUUCUCGUCAUCUACAUCCUCUCCAUGGGAUUCACCAGAAAACCCUUUCCAAGCACUUAAGCCCGUACCGGCGAGAGCCCAGAGUGCCCCCAUCACCCAGCCAACUGAGCCAGUUGACCCCAUCAAAAACACGGCCACACCCAGCCCUCCAAAGAGUGCUGACACCUUCUCCUCUAUUUCCUGGUCCCAGAGCCAGUGGAUUGCCUUCAGUGAUAAUUUCACUCCACCUCAGUGUCAGGGCUCUGGGUCUUCUGUGAAGGAGCUCCAAAGGCUGCAAUCAGGCUCCAGCAGGUCAAGUCGCUUCCCGUGUGAUGAUUCUGCUGAUGCCCACUAUAAAGCAGCGAGUAGCAGAGAUGACAGCAGCCUCUGUUUCAGUGAUGCCUUCUCUGGGAUUACAGAUAGGGCUGCAGCUCCAACAAGUAAAAUAUUCAAUGUGCCAGUACCGAACCGACCUACAACCCCUCUGGCAGCUGGAGCCUUGGUGCCCCCUCCACGACCCUCCUCCAGACCCAAACUCCCUGCUGGAAAACUCAUGGGAAUCAAUGAAAUUGUGCGGCCAUUCAGUCCACCUAAAACAUCUAGCCCUCCUCCGACUGCACCCCUCGCCCGGGCGGAGAGCUCUUCUUCUUUGUCCUCCAAUGCCUCACUCAGUGCUGGCAACACCCCCACUGUUGGAGCUGGACACACCUUUGCUCUCCCCCUCUCCUCCCCAGAGCCUGAGCUGCUCUCCCUCUCUCCUUUCUUUCUACUAAACCAAAAGGAUGAUAUGUUCAUAGCGAAGCUGCCUACCUUUGAGAAGCGGUGUGAAACUCCAGCAGGGACGUCUCGCGGUCCCAGCCCUGUGACCCUGGCAUCCCAAGAUGCUUUGCCCAUCGCCGUGGCCUUCACAGAAUCAGUUAAUGCGUACUUCAAAGGAGCUGAUCCCACUAAGUGCAUUGUGAAGAUUACAGGAGACAUGACAUUGUCGUUUCCAAUGGGCAUCAUCAAGGUGUUCACUACCAACCCCUCCCCAGCCAUCCUCACCUUCAAGCUGAAGAACACCAGCAGGUUGGAGCAGAUCCUACCCAACCAACAGCUAUUAUACAGUGAUCCUUCUCAAAGUGACUCAAGUUCCAAGGACUUCUGGUUCAACAUGCAAGCACUGACGUCCUACCUCAGAAAAGCCUCGGAACAGAAUCCUUCAGCUUCCUACUAUAAUGUAGACAUCCUAAAAUACCAGGUGAUGUCUGAUGGGAUCCAUUCCACCCCCCUCAACCUGGCUGUAUACUGGAAAUGUACACCAAGUACAACGGACCUACGAAUAGACUACCGCUAUAACCCAGAGUCCAUGGACUCCCCUGGUCCCCUCACCAACGUACAGAUCUUAGUGCCUGUUGAUGGAGGAGUCACCAGCAUGCAGUCUCUGCCCAACUCCAUAUGGAAUUCAGAGCAGAAUAAGUGUCUAUGGAAGCUGAGCGACAUCUCAGAAAAAUCUGAAAACGAAGGUGCUGGGUCCCUGAGGGCCAAGUUUGAACUGUCAAAUGGGCCAUCACACCCCUCCACUCUGGCAGUGCAGUUUAUGAACGAGGGGAGCACCCUGUCAGGAGUGGACAUGGAGCUGCAGGGAGCCGGAUACAGACUUUCUCUCAGCAAGAAGAGAUUUGCCACAGGGCGUUAUAUGGCAGAUUGCUGAGGUGACCCCAUCACUGUGGUUGUCAAGAAACCAAGAGCAAAACAUGCCAACUCACUCGCAAGGCCUCCUGAACCUCUGGAUAAGCUGUCACAGUUUGAUUCAGGAAGCGAGACUCUCACUACAAAACAAAAACAGCACUGAGUAUUGAACACUGUUAAAAAGAAAUAAAAAAAAAAAAAAAA